Molecule: messenger RNA, 2133 nt
Organism: Lasiodiplodia theobromae
Lineage: Eukaryota; Fungi; Ascomycota; Dothideomycetes; Botryosphaeriales; Botryosphaeriaceae
Product: Glycoside hydrolase family 20
Exons: 3
Coding region: 1-2133 (710 amino acids)
Biological process (GO): carbohydrate metabolic process
Molecular function (GO): beta-N-acetylhexosaminidase activity
Source: RefSeq, a predicted model, not a curated record
AUGUGGUUCACGACUGCAGCAUCUCUCGCCCUAUUGGCUGCGAGUGGCUCUGCGCGGCUCUUAACGGUUCCAACGGUUCCCUUCGAGCCCGCAAACGGAUCCUUAACGGUCGGCAAUCUCCGAUCCAUCGUCGUUGACGAGCGUUACGCCGACGCCAUAGAUGAGGAUGGAGAAACACUCAUCCCACCGACCUUACUGGAGUUCGCCCAGACCUUCGCCACGGACUUCGGCAACACCUUCGACGCGAACCUGACGCUGUCGACAGGCACAGCGGCUGGACCAGACUCCAUCUUCCUGACCCUGGACAACGCCACUAACUUUCUCGAUGCUGCCGGCCGCCACACGUCCGAAGGCUACAGCCUCUCGAUCUCGAGCGACGACGGCAUCACCAUUGCCGGCGCCAGCCCACUUGGCGCGUGGUGGGGAACGCGCACGCUGCUGCAGGCCGCCGUCCUCAACAACGGCAGCAUCCCCGCAGGCACCGCCGUCGACGCUCCGGGCUGGGGCACGCGCGGCGUCAUGCUCGACGCCGGACGGCACUACUACCCGCCCGAGUUCCUGAUCGAGCUGUGUUCGUACCUCAGCUUCUUCAAGCAGAACACGUUCCACCUGCACCUCAGCGACAACAUGGGCAGCGUAUAUCUCGACAACUAUGACUUCAUGAUGAGCCUCUACGCCGCCUUCCGGCUGGACUCCUCCGCCGCCGACCUUGCCGGGCUCAACCGCCGGCAAAACGAGUCGUACACGCGCGACGUCUUCGAGCACAUCCAGCAGUCCUGCGCAUCCCGUGGCGUGACCAUCAUCCCGGAGAUCGAGACGCCCGGCCACGCCCUCGUCCUCACGCAGUGGAAGCCCGACCUCGCCCUGUCAUCCGACUACAGCAUGCUCAACCUCUCGCACCCCGACACGCUUCCCACCGUGCAGUCCAUCUGGCGCGAGUUCCUGCCGUGGUUCCACAGCAAAACGGUCCACAUCGGCGCCGACGAGUACGAUUCCGACCUCGCCGCCGACUACAACGACUUCGUCAUCGCGCUCGCCGACUUCAUACAGUCCGAAUCAUCCAGCGGGCAGAAUAUCCGCAUCUGGGGCACCUUCCCACCGUCCGCCGAGUACGCAAACAACAUCCCGCCGACGGCCGACAGCGGCGUGUCGAUCCAGCACUGGGAGUUCUUCGAGGACAACCCGCUGUUCGACUACAUCGCCAACGGCUUCGACGUGCUCAACUCGGACGACGCCUUCUACAUCGUCAACAAGUGGUCCGGGUCGUACCCGCAGUCGCUCAACCGCACCCGCAUCUUCCACGGGAACCCCAGCGAUGGUGGUGCGUACGCCCCGUACGUGUUCGAUACGAAGAACGCGACGAACAACCCGCCGCGCGACGAGCCCCGCGUCCUGGGACACGUCGCCGCGCUGUGGAACGACUGCGGGCCCAACGCGACGGUGUACAGCGAGGCGUAUUACGCGUGGCGCGACAACCUGCCCGCGCUGGCGGAUAAGCAGUGGGGCGGCGACCUCGCCGAGGACGAGUACGACGGCGUCUUCGCGGCGCUGCACGCGGCUGUCCCGGCGCAGAACCUCGACCGCGCGAUCGUGUCUGCUUCGUCGACGAUCUUGAGCUACAGCUUCGCGGACGCUGCCGCCGAGGGUGCGACGAGCGUGCCGGACGCCAGCGGGAACGGCGGCAACGGCACGGCGCUGCGGCUCGACGGCACCUGCUUCGUCCAAACGCCGCUGGAGAGCAAGGGCCGCUCGUACACGCUGUCCUUCGCCGUCUACCCGGACGCCGACUACACCACCGGCGGUGCGCUCUUCAGCGGCGCCGACUCCGCCCUCCUCGCCGGUAAUGGGUCAAAUCCGAACGUCAUGCUCGUCGCGAGCGGCUACGCUUUCGCGCUGAACUACAGUCUGCCGGUGGGGCAGUGGAGCGCGGUGAAGUUGGUUGGCGAGGGGAAUCGGACGUUUUUGGAGGUGGAAGGGGAGGCGGAGGAGCGGAUGGAGUUCAUCACGAAGAUGGGGAUUCUGGGGAAUAGUUUUGUGUGGGAGGGGAUUGCGGUCGAGGCGCCGGUCGGAAGGAUUGGAGAGGGGUUUGUGGGGUGGGUGAGGGAUGUGGUGCUAAGGGAUGGGGCUGAGUGA